AUGGCCCGAGGAGGGAGUAAAACAGGACGGGGAGAAAAGGCAGAGAGCGAUGUUGUCAGGCUACAGUAUCGCACGCCGUGGAUGAUAUUUACACCGACAUUCAUUUUCUUUUUUCUUCUUAACUAUCUGGCCUGGUUCACCACCGUCAAUGAGGACGGCACCGAUCUCGUCGCGUCACCCUACGUCGCUGCCAUACAGGCGGAGAGGGCGAGAAACCUGUGGAAGCAGGAGUGGUCGUUUGAUAUGCAGGUCUUCCUUGAGGAUACCGUGCUGCGCAGCCUCUUCCGUGUGAGCCAACACUUUGGCGGAAUGGAGGGGGUUCGCAUCAUAUGGUGCCUUGCAUGGCUGGCGCACUGCCUGGAGGUGGGCAUCGCCUUUCGAAUUUGUCUGUCAUGCGGAGCGACGCCGGCAGUGUUUGCCGCAUACUGCCUUUUCACUGCGCUUGGCGGCGUCACCCAGCUGCUACCGCUGAUUGAGGCCCGUGACAAGUACAUCUCGCUGCUGCCAACCCCGACAGCCAAGAAGAAUAAGUAA
This is a messenger RNA of Trypanosoma rangeli, 534 nucleotides long. RefSeq lists its product as uncharacterized. The record is from RefSeq and is a predicted model, not a curated record. Lineage: Eukaryota; Euglenozoa; Kinetoplastea; Trypanosomatida; Trypanosomatidae. The transcript has a single exon. The coding region runs from base 1 to 534 and encodes 177 amino acids.